AUGGCGCCCAAAAAAAGUCCGCCGCACGCCGCCUUUGUCGAGGAGUACGACGAAGACGCCCAUGCCAUCGUCCCCGACACUCGUCAAGUCGCCAAAGUCGCCGCCCGACGUUCUCGUUCCGAUCUCAGGUCGCUCGCCGACCCUGUCCUUGAUCUCGCCAGUGAUUCCGGCUAUUCUAGUCGCACCGCCGCCACCGUCCACAGCACCCAAUCUGCCCCAUCGUCGGGCCGGAACGACUUCGCUGCUGCUUCUGCUGCUGCUGCUGCUGCUGCUGCUGCUGCCGUCCCGUCUGCUGCUACGACUACCCUCAAGAGAGCUGAUCUGGAUCGGGUUCGCUCCAGCCGCAAAGAUCGUACCAAAGAGCGCAGUCCACGACCCUCGCGGGAGAAUGACAAGAUGCAGGUCGUCUACCCCCCUGUGACCCAUCAUCAUCAGCAGCAGCAACAACAACCGCCGCAGCGUCAUCCCUCCCGUCGACGGGAGAGUGCCCAAAUGCGCCACUACCCAGGCACCUGUCUGGAGUGUGAUCAAGGCCUCUACCAUGGCCCCCUCGAUUACUCGCCUGCCUACUAUAUCUCUCAGCCCUCCACCCCGACGGUGUCAUCCGUUCACGACUAUCCACCCUCCAUCAUUCAGCAGGACGUUCCCGUCUCCCGUCCCAGUGCCCGCACCGGUCGCUCCAACUCCUACCACACCAACCCCCGGCCCAUGAGUUUCCACGGCGUGGCCCCCAACCCCAUGGGCGGCCCCGUGAUUACUCCCAACCAGGGUCCUACUACGGCGCCCCGGAGUUCAUCAACGACAACCGCAAGGGAGCGCUCCGCCUCGCGCACCCGCCGGCGGCCCUCCCUCUCCGUCUACCCCCAAGGACCACCCAUGCCCGACUUUGAAUGCCGCCGGUCACCUUCGACGAUGAUGACGAGGAUGAGGACGACGAGGAUGAAGACGACGAGCCCCUCAACAUGGCCCCGCCGCCUCCACCGCCGCCCCCGCAGGCCCGCCCCCGCCAGCCGUCGUACUCCGCCCACGACCGCGACGAGGACUACUACCCGUAGCAUGCCGCCGCCGCCGCUCAAGUACAAGGCUGCGCCGAACAUCAUCCAGCGUCGCCCAGACCCGCCGCGCAAAUCUGUCACGGCCCCUGCAGUCUCGUACGACCGACGGUCGUCGCGCUCGCUCGACCUGUCCGAUCUGCGGGACGCCCUGCCGUCCGAAUACGGCUACCACCGCUCCUCCCGCGAGACCAUCGUUCCGGAGCGGAACCGCCGCUUGCGUUCCACUGCCUACCACCCCGACGGCAGCACUGCCACCCGUCCCUCCCGCGUCUCCGUCGAGAGCUCGCGCCGCAGCCGCCGCGCCCCCACCGUCUACGACUACCCCGCCAGCGUCAGCGUCGGCGGUAGCGCCAGCGGCAGUGCCCCGGCCGAUGACAUCGACGAGAAGCAGCGCGAGGCCGAGGAGUACCAGUACCAGGCGGCGUCGCGCGCGGGCAAGCCACCGCCCUCGCAGCCGCCCGCCGUGCUACCCCUCACCGAGGACGCGCUCUACAAGGCCAAGACCGAGCGUCCCGGCAGCGAAAGCGGCAGCCAGAAGAGCCGCUCCAGCCGUGGCAGCGCCAAGCCCGACGAGGCCUGCAACAACAACAGCAUCGUCAUGACGAUGAACGGCAUCACCAUGAGCAUCCCUCACGACACCGUCGGCGGCAAGAUGAUCAGCCUGCGCAGCGGCGACACCGGCGCCAUCUCGCUCAACAUCCACAACCCCCACGAGCACCGUCGCCGACCGAAGAAGUACCUCCCCGCCGGCAGCGCCAGCGGCGCGUCCGAGCACUCGGCGCGGCGCGAGAUUGAAGACGUGCAUCGUCCGCGCGGCGAUCGGCGCUCGGACCGCGCCAGUCGGCGGUCGAGUCGGUCUAUAUACAGCGGGCGGUCCUAG
Molecule: messenger RNA, 1935 nt
Organism: Aspergillus terreus NIH2624
Lineage: Eukaryota; Fungi; Ascomycota; Eurotiomycetes; Eurotiales; Aspergillaceae
Exons: 2
Coding region: 1-1935 (644 amino acids)
Source: RefSeq, a predicted model, not a curated record